AAUAAAAAAAAUUCUGGGGUCUGGCCGGCGGAGUCUUACAUACGGAUAUUGUUACUUUAAGGUCCGUGGCUUCUAUGAAAGUCCCAGUGGAAAUUAUAGAAAAUCCAAAUGAUAGUUGGAAGUAUAGCAGCCACACGCAGCACCAAGCUUGACUGACUUUUCAAAGUCUUUGCUUUGCUUUUCUCUCUCAAUUUCUUCUUUAGUCUCUUCUUCAAAGUCUGCAUGGCUGGUUGAUGCUCUUUCCCUGCUUUUCUCUGCUUGGGAAUUUCGCAACUCCAACUUACCGGUCUUGUUUAUUGAAAUGGCUAGUAAUGACAAGGAUAAGGUGCCCAUGCUGUCAGAUGUGCAUCCCCAAUUAUUGGAUGAAAAUGUGGAUUCUCGAUAUCAGGCAUUUACUUCCAGGAAUAGGAGUGUGUCAAUUUCUAUUCCUACAAAUUCCAUGGAGUCCUAUGAAAAUGAAGCCAACCUUGUUGGCUAUACUGGUCCAUUACGUAGUGAAAGAAGAGCUCCAUUGAUACAGAUGAGUGGCCCAAUCUAUACCAAUCGUAAAGCUGAAAACGUUUUUCAAUUAAAUCCUGGCGUAACAGGUCGCAAAAUAGUAGAACCCAAGGCUGAAAAAUUUCCAUCUUUUAAUGGGAUGGAUCAGCGUGAAUGGAGAGAUGACAACUAUGCUGGUAAAAAUGAACAUUUAUUGAGGUCUGGCCAAUUGGGAGUGUGCAAUGAUCCUUAUUGCACAACAUGCCCAACAUAUUACAAUUUCAAACCAGCGCAGCAGAAACAUUCAAAAGCUUCAGCUAUGUUUGACUCCAAGUUCCAUAAUGCUCUUUAUGGGGAUGCUAAAGGUUGGGCAAGAAAAUUUGUAUCUUUUCUAAAUCCAUAUAUUCCUGGAGUUAUCAAUCCUCAUACUAAAGUUGUUCAACAGUGGAACAAAUUUUUUGUCAUUUCUUGUUUGGUGGCAAUUUUUGUGGACCCCCUGUUUUUCUUCUUGCUGUCUGUGCAAAAGGAUUAUAAGUGCAUAGUCAUUAACUGGCCCAUGACUAAAACAAUUGUAAUUUUUAGGAGCUUGACUGAUUUCGUAUACUUGUUGAACAUACUUCUUCAGUUUAGGUUGGCUUAUGUGGCUCCUGAAUCUAGAGUGGUUGGUGCUGGAGAAUUAGUCGACCAUCCAAAGAAAAUUUCCAUGAACUACCUCCGUGGUUAUUUUUUUCUUGACUUAUUUAUUGUAUUACCACUUCCUCAAAUUAUGAUAUUAUUGGUCAUACCGGAUUUCUUGGGAUCAUCUGGUGCAAAUUAUGCCAAAAACCUUUUAAGGGCAGCGGUUCUUGUCCAAUACAUUCCCAGGUUGUACAGGUUUCUACCUCUUCUUGUUGGUGUUUCUCCUAGUGGCUUCAUAUUUGAGACAGCAUGGGCAAACUUUUUCAUAAAUCUUCUCACCUUUAUGUUGGCUGGUCACGUUGUUGGAUCAGGCUGGUACCUCUUUGGGUUACAGAGGGUUAAUCAAUGUCUCCGUGAUGCUUGCCAUCAUUCUGAUAUUAAGGACGCGUGUAUGAAUUUCAUAGAUUGUGGGCAUGGGAACGAGUUAGUGAAAUUUGGUUCCUACAAAAAUUGGUCAUCCUGGGAAGAAAAUGAAAAUGCUACUGCUUGUUUCACAGAAGACGGUUUUUCAUAUGGAAUCUAUCUUCAAGCUGUCAACCUCACAACAAAGCAUAGUAUUGUCACCAGAUAUGUAUAUUCACUGUUUUGGGGAUUCCAGCAAAUCAGUACUCUUGCUGGAAACCUGACACCCAGUUAUUUUGUUUGGGAAGUUCUCUUCACAAUGGCCAUAGUUGGACUUGGCCUUUUGCUCUUUGCUUUUCUCAUAGGAAAUAUACAGAACUUUCUCCAGGCUCUUGUUCGGAGGAGGCUAGAAAUGUCACUAAGACGACGUGAUGUUGAGCAAUGGAUGAGCCAUCGACGCUUGCCACAAGAACUUAGAAGGAAAGUACUAGAAGCUGAACGUUAUAAUUGGGCUGCAACCAGAGGAGUAAAUGAAGGAAUGCUCUUGGAGAAUUUGCCUGAAGACCUCCAGAGGGAUAUAAGGCGGCACCUCUUCAAAUUUGUUAAGAAAGUUUGGAUUUUUGCAUUGAUGGAUGACCAUGUCUUGGAUGCCAUUUGUGAGAGACUAAAACAAAAGAUAUACAUCAAGGGAAGUGAAAUUUUGUAUCAUGGUGGUCUGGUUGAGAAGAUGGUUUUUAUCGUGCGUGGAAAACUGGAAAGUAUUGGAGAAGAUGGAACUGUAAUUCCGUUGUCUGAAGGGAAUGUCUGUGGUGAGGAACUUCUCACUUGGUGUCUAGAGCAUUCUUCAGUUAGCAAAGAUGGAAAGAAAUUCAAGAUUCCAGGACAGCGAUUGCAUAGCAGCAGGACAGUUAGAUGCUUGACAAAUGUGGAAGCAUUUUCACUUCGUGCUGCAGACCUUGAAGAAGUAACGAAUAUCUUUGCGAGAAGCUUGCGAAAUCUGCUUGUUCAAGGAGCCAUAAGGUAUGAAUCUCCCUACUGGAGAGGGCUUGCGGCAACUCGCAUUCAAGUUGCUUGGAGAUACAGGCAGAAGCGUCUAAAGCGUAUCAGCACCUCUCAGUCAAAUCAGUUUACAGACUAGAUGGCUUUGUUUUAUAAAUAUAUGAACAUCUAUGCACAUGUGAUUUGUAUAUGAUCAACCUACGUAGCAAGAGCAUCACCUAUUAUUGUAAAUUCUUAUGGCUUAAUUUGAUUUGGGUUGCGUUUGGAUGACUGAAUUUAAAUUUACCAUUUAAAAUUCCUUUAUUUGAAA
Molecule: messenger RNA, 2806 nt
Organism: Hevea brasiliensis (rubber tree)
Lineage: Eukaryota; Viridiplantae; Streptophyta; Magnoliopsida; Malpighiales; Euphorbiaceae
Product: probable cyclic nucleotide-gated ion channel 20, chloroplastic
Exons: 13
Coding region: 302-2635 (777 amino acids)
Biological process (GO): transmembrane transport; monoatomic ion transport
Cellular component (GO): membrane
Molecular function (GO): monoatomic ion channel activity
Source: RefSeq, a predicted model, not a curated record